AUGAUUACGUAUCCGUCCUGUAAGCAAGCCACACAUGCAUGGCCUACAAGCAAUCUGUGUCCGAACAAGAAGGGAAAAGUACCUAUUGAUGGUGAAAAUAAAAAGGUAGAAAUCUGCUCCAUCAAUGAGUAUAUGACUAGCUGUAAUAAAUGCAAGCAUUCGACAUUUGGAGAAUGUAAUGACAGCGACGUCAACGCGAAGAGUACAUGCUGUAUUGCAGUCGUUCUCAAUAUGGACAAUACAGAGAUUGACCUACGAGCAUUGAAGUUUGUCGAUGUCGUGAACGUGAAUCUUAUAUGCUGCAUUUGUCAAACGGCUUUUAUUAAACCUGUCAUAUCCACUUGCGGUUAUGCAAAAGACACUUAUCACAUGAAAGCAUUUUUCAUUAGACAUACCUUUUGUGAGCAUUGCAUCUAUCAAGCUUUGGAGUUGUCUACAGUUUGUCCUAUCGACAGAACUCAACUCUCAAUAAAUGAUUUUCAGCCCGCUGCUAAAAUCAUAUCCAAUAUGGUGAAUGAGCUAAUCGCUUACUGUCCUUAUUUUGAAAAAGGUUGUGAUUAUACUGGACAACGACAAUUCAUGGAAUCGCAUGUCAAGAAUGACUGUCAGUAUACGUUAACGUGUUGCCAAUCGGAAGAAUGUAAGAAACUUCUACUAAGAAAAGACAUAAAGCAUCAUUCAGAAACUUGUAAACACAGAAUUCUGGAAUGCAAUAUGUGUAAACAGAAAGUACCAGCUUAUGAAAUGGAGAAACAUUAUGAUGCGUGCCCUUCUGAAAUAAUUGAUUGUCCAUAUUGUGGAACUUCUCGACCAAGGUCAGAACAUACUUCACAUACAACCGAAUGCCCUCACUUCAUUAUAUCAUGCCCACAUCAUAAUGAUGGAUGCGUAUGGACUGGUAAACGAGAACUAUCAGAGGAACACCUCAGCUUGUGCCCGUACGAAUCAAUGAAGCAUUACAUACAACAACAAAAACGUACAGAAGCAAAGUUAAAAGAUGAUUUACGACAACUUCGUAGUGAAAACGAGUCCUUGAAAAGACAGCAAUUGGAGUCUCGUCAAAAAAUGAAUGCUUUAACGAAUCAAUUAGAAAUGAUGUUCCCCGGCCAUUUCACAAAUACCAUAUUGAUGUUGGAUCACGAUAUAUUGACAAACGAACAAAUGCACUCCACACCAACAGACUCCAUUCACUCGCCGCCCAUCCGAUUAGGAGAUGAAGGAAGUCAUCAUGGUGAACCCUCCUCUACUGCAGCAGCACCUGCUCUUGCAGAAAGCCAGCAAAGAAUGAAUAGCGAACUAGAAACAUUGUCUGCGAAUAUCGCAUCAUUAGAGCUUAAGCAAAACAUGGCAUUGAUGACUGAAACAUUCAGAUUACAAGAAGAGCUGCAGAGUUUAAGGGCAGUUUGUCACGGUCUAAGGAUGCAGAUGCAUUAUCUAAUGACCGAUAGACGUAAUGCAUCGACUGGCGGUACAACAGCCGGCAAUGGAAAUGGAGCAGCUGGCUCUGGAGGAACCAAUGCUACUAGAACUGGUGCUACAGGUAGCAGCGUCGUGAAUUCAGGCAGUAUGAAUACAACAAGAGUUUUACCGAGAAUCCAUGCGUACAAUGCUACUUCUGCGGCUACUGCCUCAAAGCAAGAGACAAAGCUAUAA
Messenger RNA from Mycotypha africana, 1653 nucleotides. RefSeq lists its product as uncharacterized. The record is from RefSeq and is a predicted model, not a curated record. The coding region runs from base 1 to 1653 and encodes 550 amino acids. The transcript has 4 exons. Gene Ontology annotation, molecular function: zinc ion binding. NCBI's taxonomy places the organism in Eukaryota, Fungi, Mucoromycota, Mucoromycetes, Mucorales, Mycotyphaceae.